CACUACUAUAAUAAAUUCUACCACAAAAUCCACUUCACCUAAACCUACUAUUAUAAGAACCACUGCAAGCAAUUCUAUAGAACCUACCAGCACGAUGACCUCCAAUAACACUUCAGUUGCAACUUCAGUAUCACCAGUCACCGUUUCAACUGAAGCCACAGCCACAACAACAGCGGGAAUUUCCACAGAGGCUACAACCAAAACAGCCUCCACUACCACUUCCACUGAAUACACAUCCACAACAACAGUAAGCAAUGCAACUGAACAGUUCACCACAACAACUGCAGGUACUUCCACUGAGGCAACAACAACAAAAGCCACCACUGUCACCUCUGCUGAACCCACAACCAAAACAACGACCAGCACUGAAUGUGAACAGUCUGCCACCACAACUGUAGACACUUCCACUGAGACUACAACCACAACAGCCAACAAUACCACCUCUUCUGAACCCAUAACCAGAACAACAGCCAGCACUGCAACUGAACAGUCUGCCACUACAACUUCAGGCACUUCCACUGAGACAACAGCCACAACAGCCACCACCACAACCGCUACUGAAUCCACAGCCACAACAACAGCCAACACUGCAACUAAACAGAGUACUACCACAACUGUAGGCACUUCCACUCAGACUACAACCACAACAGCCACCACUACCACCUCUACUGAAUGCACAACCACAACAACAGCCAGCACUACAACUGAACAGUCUGCCACAGCAACUGAAGGUACUUCCAAUGGAAUUACAGAUAAAACAGACACCACUGCCACUUCUACUGAACCCAGCAGUACAACAACCAGCAUGGUAACUGAACAGUCUGCCACCACAACUGCAGGCACUUCCACUGAGACAACAGCUACAACAGCCACCACUACCACUUAUACUGAACCCACAAUGACAACCACAAUAAGCACUGCAGCUAAAGAGUCUGCCACCACAACUGUAGCCACUGCUACUGAGACCAAAAACACAGUAGUCAUCACUGCCACCUCUACUGAACGCACAACCACAACAGCAACCAGCACUACAACUGAACAGCCUGCCACCACAACUGCUGGCACUUCCACUGAGACUACAACAAUAACAGCAACCAAUACCAUUUCUACUGAACCCACAACCACAACAACAGCAAGCACUGCAACUGAACAGUCUGCCACCACAACUGCAGACAUUGCUACUGAGACUAGAACCAUAACAGCCACCACUGCAACCUCUACUGAACCCACAACCACAACAACAGCCAGCACUGCAACUGAACAGUCUUCCACCAAAACUGCUGGCACUUCCACUGAGACAAUAACCACAACAGCCACCACUACCACAUCUACUGAACCUGCAAUGACAACCACAGCAAGCACUGCAACUGAACAGUCUACCACCACAACUGCAGGAACUUCCAUUGAGACUACAACCGCAACAGCCAACACUACCACCUCUACUAAUUCCACCACCACAACAGCCAGCACUGUAACUGAGCAGUCUGCCACCACAACUGCAGGCACUUCCACUGAGAAUACAUCCACAGCAGACACCACUGCCACUUCUAUCAAACCCACAGUGACAACCACUGCAAGCACUGCAACUGAACAGUCUGCCACCACAACUGCAGACACUUCCAUUGAGACUACAACCACAAUGGCCACCGCUGCCACCUUUAGUGAACCCACAACCACAACAACAGCCAACACUGCAACUGAACAGUCUGCCACCACAACUGCAGACACUUCCACUGAGACUACAACCCCAUCUUCCACCACUACCACUUCUACUGAACCCACAACCACAACAAAAACCAGCACUGCAACUGAACAGUCUGCCACCACAACUGCAGACACUUCCAUUGAGACUACAACCACAGCAGUCACCACUGCCACCUCUACUGAACCCACAACCAUAACAAAAACCAGCACUGCAACUGAACAGUCUGCCAUCACAACUGUGGACACUUCCACUGAGACUACAACCCCAUCAUCCACCACUACCACUUCUGAACCCACAACCACAACAACAGCAAGCACUGCAACUGAACAGUCUGCCACCACAACUGCAGACACUGCUACUGAGACUACAACCAUAACAAUCACCACUGCAACCUCUACUGAACCCACAACCACAACAACAGCCAGCACUGCAACUGAACAGUCUUCCACCACAACUGCCGGCACUUCCACUGAGACAAUAACCAUGAUAGCCACCACUACCACAUCUACUGAACCUACAGUGACGAUUACAGCAAGCACUGCAUCUGAACAGUCUGCCACCACAACUGUAGGCACUUUCACUGAGACUACAACCCCAUCAUCCACCACUACCACAUCUACUGAACCCACAACCACAACAACAGCCAGCACUGCAACUGAACAGUCUGCCACCACAACUGCUGGCACUUCCACUGAGACAAUAGCCACAACAGCCACCACUACCACAUCUAUUGAACCCACAACCACAACAACAGCCAGCACUGCAACUGAACAGUCUGCCACCACAACUGUAGGCACUUCCACUGAGACUACAACCCCAUCAUCCACCACUGCCACCUUUACUGAACCUAUAACCACAACAAAACCAGCACUGCAACUGAAUAGUCUGCCAUCACAACUGUAGGCACUUCCACUGAGACUACAACCCCAUCAUCCACCACUACCACUUCUGAACCCACAACCACAACAACAGCCAGCACUGCAACUGAACUGUCUGCCACCACAACUGCAGACAUUUCCAUUGAGACUACAACCACAACAGCCACCACUGCCACCUCUACUGAACCCACAACCACAGCAGCCAGCACUGCAACUGAAUAGUCUGCCACCACAACUGCUGGCACUUCCACUGAGACAAUAACCACAAUAGCCACCACUACCUCAUCUACUGAACCUACAAUGACAACCACAGCAAGCACUGCAACUGAACAGUCUGCCACCACAACUGCAGACACUUCUACUGAGGCUACAGCCACACCACCGACCAAUUCCACCUUCACUGAACCCACAACCACAACAAUAGCCAGCACUGCAACUGAAUAGUCUGCUACUACAACUGCAGGCACAUCCACUGAGGCUACCUGCACAACAGCCACCAAUACCACUUCUACUGAACCCACAACAUCAACCACAGCAAGCACUGUAACUGAAUAGUCUGCCACCACUACUGCAGCCACAGCCACUGAGACUAUAACCACAACAGCCACCACUGCCACCUCUACUGAACCCGCAGCCACAACAACAGCCAGCACUGUAACUGAACAGUCUUCCACCACAAAUGCUGGCACUUCCACUGAGGCUACAACUACAACAGCAACCACAACCACCUCUACUGAAUCCACAACCAGAACAACAGCCAGCACUGCAACUGAACAGUC
This is a messenger RNA of Macaca mulatta (Rhesus monkey), 3362 nucleotides long. RefSeq lists its product as uncharacterized. The record is from RefSeq and is a predicted model, not a curated record. NCBI's taxonomy places the organism in Eukaryota, Metazoa, Chordata, Mammalia, Primates, Cercopithecidae. Gene Ontology annotation, cellular component: plasma membrane; Golgi apparatus. Gene Ontology annotation, biological process: activation of protein kinase B activity.